Molecule: messenger RNA, 1546 nt
Organism: Hydra vulgaris (swiftwater hydra)
Lineage: Eukaryota; Metazoa; Cnidaria; Hydrozoa; Anthoathecata; Hydridae
Source: RefSeq, a predicted model, not a curated record
CGGAAUUGCAUUAAAUUCUAACAGUAUUCCAGAGUCAUUGCACCAAAAUAAAAUGGCAGGAAAGCAAUGGUUGGAAAGUUUUUUGAUACGACAUCCAAAAUUAUCACUACGUAAGCCAGAAAAAGUUAGUCUUGCUCGUGCAACUGCUUUUAAUGAACAUACGGUGUCAAUGUUUUUUGAUAACUUGUUAGAAGUUCAAUUAAAAUAUAAAUUCAAACCAGAAUGUAUUUUUAACGCAGAUGAGACAGGAUUAUUAACAGUAACAGAUCCUCCAAAGAUUAUUUCAACUCGUGGAACUAAAAGGGUUUCACAAGCUGUUUCAGCAGAAAGAGGUUCAUUGGUGACAAUGUUAGCUUUUGUGAAUGCUAUGGGUAAUACAGUUCCACCUGUAUUUAUAUUUCCGAGAGUAAAUUACAAGGAUUUUAUGAUAUGUGGAGCCCCAACAGGAAGCUUAGGGCUGUGUAACAAAAGUGGUUGGAUGACAAGUGAGAACUUUUUAGUUGCAAUGAAGCACUUUGUUUCCCAUGCUAAGCCAUCUGUGGAGCAUCCAGUGCUGUUAUUAAUGGACAACCACGAAAGCCACAUUUCAUUUGAAACAAUAACAUUUGCAAAAGAAAACUCUUUGAUUUUAUUAACAUUUCCACCACACUGCAGUCAUAGAUUGCAGCCUUUGGAUGUUUCGGUGUUUGGUCCUUUUAAAUCUUAUUUUAGAUUGGCUCAGAAUGAAUGGUUGGCCUCCAAUCCAGGGAGAAUUAUUAACAUAUAUAAUUUACCUCAGCUAGCAUGCAAAGCAUAUAAUAUGUCGUUCACAAUAAAAAAUGUUUGCAGUGGGUUUUCUAAAUGUGGGAUCUAUCCACUCAAUAGACAAAUAUUUGGGGAAAGUGAUUUCAUAUCAUCUAGUGUUAGUGACAGACCUCUUCUUGUCAAGCAACCAGAAAUUAAACAACCAGAUAAUCAACAAUCAUAUGAAAUAAAUAAACAAGUUGAUUCUUCAGAAUCAUCAGUCAAAAUAGUUAGUCCAGAAUCCAUUCAUCCGUACCCUAAAGCACCCCCAAGAAAAGAUUCUAAAAAAAGAAGAAAGCAGGGUAAAAGUACUAUAUUAACUAAAACUCCAGAAAAGACAGUAAAUAAGAAGAACAUUUUUGAAACUGGUAAAAUUACCACACAAAAUCUAAAAAGAAAAAUUGACCUCAAAAGAGGGAAAGAAACAGAAAUCUUUGAUGCAGAUUUUUUAAUUGUGUCAUCUGUAAAAAAUGCACCCGUAAACCAACAACAACAAAAUACUUGCAAAAUAUGCAAAUGUAACUGGAAAAAUUUCGUUGGGCCUGCUUGGAUUCAGUGUUUUACUUGUCAAUGGUGGAUAUGUGGUAAUUUUAAUAAUAACAGCAAGAAGCGUUAUUAUGAAUGUGAACUAUGUGAAGUUGACUGUUGAUAUCUUCUACACUUUCUUUGAUGGUUUUUAUUUCAUGUACUUUGCAACAAGCAAUAAUUGUUGAUUUUUAUAUUUUGGUUAAACAUAAAUACAAUGAAUUUUUUAAAUAUCUAA